AUGGAUCACAAAGAGCAUACUUUGGAGGAGCAAGAACUUAUAGAAUAUAUUUAUAGGGAUGGAAAACAAGUGCUAAUAGUGAAACCACUCAACUUUUAUAAGACUCUGCCCGAUCAAAUUGGUGAUUAUAUUAUAGAGCAAAUUAAUAUAUAUAUUCAGGAAUUAAGAAAAUUAGAAGUAAGUGAAGAUCGAGAGCAUCGGUUGGCUAUAGUUGUAUUUAAAGACGAUGGUGCAAGUGAAAAGAAGAAAAGAGGAAGGGAAAUAAAAAACGUGGUGUUGGGACCAAUUUUGGCUUCUUUUGAACUACCACAUUUUUGUUACGACAGCAAAAUUAACAUUGAAAGGAUACUUGCAGUCCCUCCUAAGAAAUGUGAGAAUUAUGGAAAAGAUAUAGAUAUUACUCCAGUUGCAGAUCGAAGAUUUUCUGUCAUUGAAAGAGCAAAUAAUUGGAAAAUUCAAUUGAGAAAACGGGAAGAUAAUCGAAUAGAUAUUAAUGCUACACAUUUACCCUCAAACAAGCAAUUUCGUUCGAAGCCUGAAGUGGCUAACUUUAUUCUCUAUGAAGCUCACCUAAAACCUAAAAGCAAGGAGAAAAAGUUUACUGAAAAUUCUAGUGGAUGUGAUGUGAAAGGUUCAACAUCAAAGAAAAGAAAAAAUGAGAGGAAGCAACAUGAAUAUGAUGGAAUGGAUUGA
Molecule: messenger RNA, 693 nt
Organism: Vicia faba (fava bean)
Lineage: Eukaryota; Viridiplantae; Streptophyta; Magnoliopsida; Fabales; Fabaceae
Source: the annotation of a GenBank genome assembly